Dissoconium aciculare CBS 342.82 is the source of this 639-nucleotide messenger RNA. RefSeq lists its product as uncharacterized. The transcript has a single exon. The coding region runs from base 11 to 628 and encodes 205 amino acids. The record is from RefSeq and is a predicted model, not a curated record. Lineage: Eukaryota; Fungi; Ascomycota; Dothideomycetes; Mycosphaerellales; Dissoconiaceae.
GUUGGCAGCCAUGUCGUCCUCUUCUUCUCGUAUUUCUCGCGCGACAGCUAUCAACGCUGUCGGUAUCAAGCUUUCAGACCUGGAUAUGGCGCCUUGCUCCAAUUGUCGUAAUGCGAAAGUGCCUGAGGGCGAGAUUCGCCCUUCCUGCGUGGUGGGGCCGCGUUCCAAGAAGUGCUCCGAGUGUGUCCGGAAAAAUUGUCGGAGUUGCGACGUAACGCUCCGCGCUCAAGAGUGGCAGAAGCUCGUGAUUAGUCGGGACAAGCUGGCUCUUCAAAUCGAGGAGAUCGAGAAGGAGGAGCUGGAGCUGAUGGAGGCCCAGGAUAAGCUGAAUUCUCAGCUUCGGCAGCGGCGGGAAAAGAAAUUGCGUCUUCGGAAGAUCUUUGCUCAGCAGGCUCGUCGUGCUGAGGCUGCUGUGGAGGCGGAGCUCGAUGUCCUGAGUGACGAAGAGUCCGGUGAUGGCGAGCCCGGUUCAGCCGUUCCUGUCGAGGCUCCCGUUGAGAUUCCUGAGUUUCAUCUUGACCAUGGCAUCCUGGAGCUGCCUAUCGAGUCCUGGAUGGCCUUAGAGGGGGUUUCAUCAGACUUCUUUGCCAUUCCUGCAGCAGGAGUCGACAGUUCGUCAAGUUCUUGAUUGGUUCCCAG